Molecule: messenger RNA, 3625 nt
Organism: Varroa destructor (honeybee mite)
Lineage: Eukaryota; Metazoa; Arthropoda; Arachnida; Mesostigmata; Varroidae
Gene: Nab2
Product: Nuclear polyadenosine RNA-binding 2
Biological process (GO): regulation of mRNA stability
Cellular component (GO): cytoplasm; nucleus
Molecular function (GO): metal ion binding; poly(A) binding
Source: RefSeq, a predicted model, not a curated record
UCUGCUAUUAUCCUUAGAUCGUUUUUGCUGAUCUAAAGCACCGUAUUCCUGCUGCUACUGCUAAUGCUGCUGUGUCUGUAGCGCCAUUUCUUUGGUUGGUGUUACUUGAUUCCUACAUUUCUCUCUGAUGCCGCAGCAUCUUACAGCUGGUGCAGCAUUGACUUCAGUUAAUCGAUUGACGGUGUCGCAGCUAAUUACGAUUAAAUUAGCUAUCUGGUUGUUGUAGGCACAGUGAACUAUUCAAUAUAAGCCAUGGAACAGAUGCCUGUCCUGCGUACACUUUGAAAACGUGAAAAAGAAGACCAACAACAGAAAGUACGGGUGCUCGUGCUUGUGGUGAUAAUGACGGCUGAACCCAGCGGUCAAGAUGUUAGUCAACGAAUUCGGAAUGCGAUUAAAUCGAAGCUCGUUGACAUCGGCUGCUAUGUCGAUGACGAGCUUCCAGAUUACGUAAUGGUGAUGAUUGCAAACAAAAAGUCAAAGGAUCAGAUGAAAGCUGAUCUAGAACUCUUUCUCGGUGAAUAUUGCGGCGGAUUUUGCGAUUGGCUUCACCAAGUACUCGAUCAUCUGCAGAGGUUUGCCCGAGAAGGAAAACACAAGAUUGAUUUAUUCGAGGAGAAAAGUAAAUCUUCAAAAACUAAAGAAAAAGAUAAGGUGCAUCGAUGGAAGGAUAAAGAACGACCCGCUCCCCCUGGAUCAUUUGUGUCGGGCGAUGAAGUAGCGCUUCAUCUUGACGUUGAUGAGAAAAGAGAAUUCGAAGAAGCGGAAACUAAGAAUAAUGUCGAAAACACCAAAAAAAGAGAGUCCCGACGUUCUCGAUCUCGAAGCCCGCUCAAGAAAAUCGAGGAACGCACCAAAAAGAAAUUACGUGAACGUGUAGAUGAGGUUACUAAAGAGGUAAAGCGAAAGGAAGCGUCACGAGGUUGCGGAGAUGGCAAAAGCGAAUCGAGCAGUGUAAGCAGUCGCAAGCGAAUCGAGGUGGACAGCAGCCGUGACAGAGUACACACAAGCAGCAAUUCCAGUUCAAUUAAACAUAUUCGAAGUCCUGAAAGGACUCGAGGCAGCGGAAGCUCGUCAGCUUCUAGGCGAUCCAGAGUCAUUUCUCCGACAAUGACACGACCUCAGAACUCUUCCAAGGAUUACGGGAGAGACCAUGAUCGAAAGGAACGAGAAAAAGUUACUAGGGAUAAAGUUGAGCCACGACAACGAGGCCGAGCCGAACGAAAAGGAAAUACUGAUGACCGAAAGGAUAGGAGGGACGAAGGGGAUAGAAAAAAGCUACCGAUCACGCAGUUUAGUUCUCGGAAAAGCAAGGCGCCGGGAACACAAGAGGUGUCGAAGAAGAGUCCUGAAGUUCGCAUCGAGCGCACAAUCGAAAACGAGAAGGAAGAAACCAAACGGCCUCCGGUGCCUAUAAAGGGCCGCUUAACGUCAACGAUUGGGGCAGUCGUUACAAAUGACGCGAGCUCCUCGGAUUGCGAAGAUGAAGCAGAGUAUGAUCCCUCGAGACCUCAGUUGCGUUCUGUCGCUACCGUGGCACCGCGAAAGAGAGUUUUUGUUGAUAAAGAUCAUCUCGAAAAAAAUAAAAUUCUCGCCAAAGCGCUGCAGGAUGCGAAUAGAAGUACCGCUUCGGCCACAACCCGACAAAUGGAGUCCUUAAUGGUUGUUGGCCGGAGACCUGAUGAACGCGCUGGACCAGCGAAAAGAAGUAUUCAGGACCGACUUGGAGCUUACGUUACGGAUGCUAUCGCCGCUAGAGUGGCAGAAGUGAAACGUCGAAGAGAAAUGCCGCCAAGUUUAGCAGAUGAUGACGAUGACGAUGAAAACAUGGCUUCUAAUGAUUUGGAAGUAAGUGGGGGAGAAGCUACAAAUGCAGAACGUGGUCCAGGGCCUCGAAUCAUCGUCACCAUGAAACGGAUACCAAGCGAUAUCGAUAGAACUGCUCUUGAUGCUGAUAAAGAAGUUGAAUUAGAAGAUUUACGGUUAUCUUUGAUACGAAACAGCAAUGCCGUUGCAGUAACUAGCGGCGUCAAAGGCGAACAUAUUAAUCAACAAAUUUCAACAUCUGCAGCAGCGGCUGCUGCUACUGCAUCUUCAUCACCAGCUGUAGUAUCAUCAUCUCAGAAAUCCGAAGAGAAAGGUACCAUAUUGGCGGUGGAUUCGGACGGCAGUCAACCCGUAACAGCACUACGAAAGAAGAUGGUCGUUACUAAUAAAAAUGGUGUUCAAGUGGCACCAAAGGCGACGGAAGUAACUGGUCCAGUUGAAUCCGACGGCGUUAACGCAGUGAACGUCACAGGUGGCAAGCCAACAGCCGUCACACUUCCUUUGGUGAAAUCAUCCUCCCCUGAGAAACUGCAGCAGAAUGAAUACGGUGAAGAGAAAGAUGAUAAUGUAAUUAUGAGGAAUGGUAUGAUUGUAAAGCCAAGUCCUUUAUUGGCAGCAUGUGGUGUGAACGUGAACACAGCAUUGGCGAUAAAAAUGAAUCCAACAAAAGAAGAAGCAGCAGCAAAACCUCUACCUGGAGCCGAUCUGGAUGCACAUUCCGACAAGGCGCCUAACCAAGGCACCGGUACUACUGUAGCACUCCGCAAAUCGAAAUCUGUUAUAGCUGAAAAAAUUCCUCUCCAGUCUCUGGAUGAUUUGGUUCCUAAAUCGGCUCUCUUGGCAUCUGGCGUUAACGCAAAUGUACCGAUGUCAAGUGCGAAUGUCCGCAGAAGACAACGCUGCCGGUUCGAUCCUGUCUGCACCAAUACUAUUUGCAGAUUCACACAUCCGGGCCAGUUGUGCAGCUCAUUUCCACUUUGCGGUCUCCCAGCAGCUAGCUGUUUAUAUCGGCAUCCACCGUGCAAAUUUAAUCACGGCUGCACAAACCCUAACUGUCUCUACGCUCACAGUGAAGAUGGUAGGUCUCCCUUACCAGUGUUCACAGCCAAUGAGACUGGUAAACCGACCCCAUGUAAAUUUUUCCCGAACUGCACAAACUCAACAUGCCCCUUUUUUCAUCCGGCUAUACCAUGCAAAUUUGGCUUACGGUGUCAGGCACUGGGAUGUCAGUUCGUUCAUCCGGAAAAGUCCGUGGUGGCUAAACUGCGAUGGGUAGCUAAUAAUUAGGUGAAACUGCGCGAUGGAUUAGUAUCAUUAAGUGAGCAGUUAUCUUUUUUUGUUGGCCCUAAAGUCAAAAACGCUUCAAGUCUAAAUCGGAUUAGAUCAGGUGGAUGGAAGUUACAGUCGCACCACAUAGCAGUGUCAUGAUGAAAGGCUGUGGAAUAGUUCACUUUCAUGGUUUACUAAAUAACGAAGCUAUCGCUUGGUGUAUAAUAAAUAUAACUGUUAAAUUAAGCAAAAUGAUUGAAGCUCAGUACGAGCUGUCGUCACGUAUCGCCACGAGCAGUAAUGAAAGGAAUAUCUAUAAACGAAUUAUAGUAGAGGUGUGAAGAUGCAGGUGUUAUUCUUGUGGAUGAUAGAUACUACAAGGCUAUUAAAAAAUGUAGCCUGCAUGAAGUAAUGUACAAAUGAAAGCAUGGAUGUAGUAUUAAAAAAAGCAAAUUAUGAAUAAAUUUAUGACUAUAUUAUGGCAGGGGAAAUGUUGUAAAUAUGCUUUCAUAAAAAUCAAAUAUAUUUG